CACUGCUUCAUUCUCUGUCACUGAGAGACCUCUCUGAUUUGUGGAUUACUGGAUGGAAAAUGUCAGACACAGUCAAACCUUUGACUUCCUUCUUCAUAGAGGACAUCCUCUCCACUAAGGACGGCACCAGAUUCAACAGUGAAAGCUGCUCACAGAAGGUGGAAAGAUGGAAAGAAGAACCAGAAAUGUUGUCCGAGCAGAUCUGCAUGCAGGAGGCAGCGUGUGGAAGGCAGACAGAGUCUCUGGACACCUCCUGUCCCAGCUCCUCAGACUCCAGUAUCUGCUCCUCUGGGAAACAGAAGCGCUCCAGAGCUGCGUUCACACACAUCCAAGUGCUGGAACUGGAGAAGAAGUUUAACCAUCAGAAAUACCUGUCCGCCCCAGAGAGGGCUCACCUGGCCAGCACCUUAAGACUGACAGAGACUCAGGUGAAAAUCUGGUUUCAGAACCGCAGGUACAAGACAAAACGAAAGCAGCAAAACUCUGAGUUCUGUAAGGACAUUUACAUAGCAGAGGGACUGAACCUGAGGGAGGAUUUGGUCCGAUCAUCACUGAUCACCUCAUUCUGCAAAGCUUAUCAAUACAGACCUUACCUGUGGGACUAUGGUGGCCCCUGGGGGCCAACAUUAUGGUGAAACUGUAAUCAAGGUUUAUAAUCAUAAAACUGUGUUGUUGUUUUUUAUCCCUGAUAUGGGUUCUACGUUGAUUUUCAAUGUUGAUACUUUGCUAUUUGACAUGAUUAUGAAACCAUGUGUUACCCUGACCUGUCUGCUAUCUGUAUCAUGAUUCUGUUUAUGAACACAUCCUAUAACUUUGAAUGCCUUAAGAAACAACAUUGCGCACAUAAAUAUUUGAUCACUGAAGUCAGUUGAAGUAUUUUGCAUUAAUUCACAAUCAAAACAGUGUUUAUAUCUUUUUACAAAUCUGUGUUGGAAAAUACAAAGUUUGACAUAACUUUAAGUACGGCACAAGUUCAACUUUAGUCUAUUUGUCACUUAUCAGAUCAUAUUUUUUUGUUGUGAAGACUGGAGACCGAAAAAAUAAAUAAAAAAAUGAAGUAGGAAAAAAUACCUAAUUCAAAUUUAAGUACCGUUUUACCGUGUUUAGAGCACUCUAUCUAAGUAACAAGUAGUUACCAAGGGGGACUUGGGUAUAUAAAACACAAAAUAAUUUAAACAAACACUCUUAAACUGCUUCAAUCUUUUUUGUCGACAUUGAUGCUAUCUGAGUGGAGCUACACUCUGAGCAAAGCUACAUGAAAACAUAAGAGGAGACAGAGAUGUGGGUGAUAUUUGCAAUGAGGGCCAAAGAAUGAGAUCUGAUUUCUUUAAAGAGUCUUUGACCUGAUUACAAAAAGAUAAACGGCUCUUCAGCUUUCAGGCGUUGACAUCACGAGGUCAGCUGCACACAGAAUACAUUUAAGGAGAUUUACUCUUACAUUGACUCAUUGUGGUAAUGUAACAAAUAAGAUAAACAGACGCUGAAGGGAAGGGUAGUUGACAUGUUUUAGGCCAAGAAGAAUGGGAAGAAGUAGUAAAAGAUAAUGAAAGAAGAAACCAUCCCAUCGUAAGAAAACUCUGACUGAGGCCACAACGAUUCAUAAAAUGAAUCUCAGAAGAAACAGUAUGAAUACAUAUUGUCAGGAAGGGUCAAAUUUAUUGGGCGACUACCACUAUGGGCAUCGUGUCAGGAUGCAUGAAUCCAGCCAGGAAACUUCUGUUAAGGUUUUACUUGGGUGAAAGAGUGCAACCAACAACCAAUCAGGGGAGAGCAGAGGAGAAACCAGGAAGUGAACUAAAGGAACUGAGGUAGGUGAAGAAGGGAAGAGAUAACAAAGUAGUGAUCUUUGCUACACAGAUUGUUGAUUUUUGUUUAUCGCUUUUAUCUGCAUGGUGCUGGCAUUUAACCUUUAGCUCAAAAGGUAUCCUUCAACAACGUGCAGGUGUCUGUCAGUAUGAGGCAGGUUAUGUCCUUUGCAAAUGUAGAUAUUAAUGGAAUGCUCUUUGUUCUCUUUGAGUGUACAGAUAUUAUCCAUGCUUAAUGUAGGAUGUCAUGUUCUUUUGGUAUGUGCAACCUGUACAGUAAGUAUGUUAACCUCCAUGACCUACGUCAGCAGGCUGAACCUUCUGGUUGAUUCUGUCUGUGCUGUAUUCUUAUUCAAAUUGAAAGCUUGACGUCUUGCUGACAUGAGUAAAA
Molecule: messenger RNA, 2196 nt
Organism: Labrus mixtus (cuckoo wrasse)
Lineage: Eukaryota; Metazoa; Chordata; Actinopteri; Labriformes; Labridae
Gene: nkx3-1
Product: NK3 homeobox 1
Exons: 2
Coding region: 60-635 (191 amino acids)
Biological process (GO): regulation of transcription by RNA polymerase II; cell differentiation
Cellular component (GO): nucleus
Molecular function (GO): RNA polymerase II cis-regulatory region sequence-specific DNA binding; DNA-binding transcription factor activity, RNA polymerase II-specific
Source: RefSeq, a predicted model, not a curated record